Messenger RNA from Hyalella azteca, 851 nucleotides. RefSeq lists its product as uncharacterized. The coding region runs from base 67 to 717 and encodes 216 amino acids. Lineage: Eukaryota; Metazoa; Arthropoda; Malacostraca; Amphipoda; Hyalellidae. The record is from RefSeq and is a predicted model, not a curated record. The transcript is spliced from 2 exons.
CCGCACCCCUCCUCAUAUAAGACAUCGCCGGCGCAUCCGCGGCUCAACACUCCCAACACCUCCACCAUGAACACUGUGGCCGUCAUCUUGGUAGCUCUCGCCAGCUGUGCUGCCGUACAGGCAGACAAGAAUGAAUUUGCCGCCACGGUCGUCCGGGUUCCGAAAGAAGACUCGGCCAUCAUCCAGAGCCACAGACUCGGCGGCAACUUUGCGUACUCCACCCACGAAGCCCAUGCUUAUGGCGUGAAGACCCCGAUAAUUGAGCAGAAAACAGUGCCUGUCGGAGUGACCUACCACCAGGGAGAACCGAUAGUCCAGACCCACACCUCGUACGUGAAGCAUCAAAUCCCUCAAUAUGGCGUGGUCCGAACCCAGCACUCCAUUCCUGCAAUCCAGUACACCGCAGGACAACAGGUCGUGACGUCUCAAGUGUCCACCCCAGUACAGUACGUCCAGCAAGCUGCACCUGUGCAGUACAUCGCUGGAUUUGCCCCAGCUCAGUACGUUGCAGCAUCAGCUCCAGUGCAGUACGUUUCUGGAGGUGCUACCCCGGUGCAUUACAUUACCGGAGGCGCUGCCCCAGUGAAAUACGUAACAGGAGGAGCUUCUCCCGUGCAUAUCGUUGGCGCACCAGUACAAUUCGCUGUGUCUCCUGCGCAGUACAUCAAAAACAAAUCAGAAACUGCCGGAAAGGUCCCGGAAGUCAUUGAUGCUUAAAAUCCUACCAUCCUCUAACUUGUCAGCCCAUCGAUCGUCUCAUCAUCGCCUUCUCAUCCUGACAAAAUUAACCCAUCGCGAAUGUCUAGAUCUGACAACACUGCGUCAUUUCUUCUAAUAAAUAAUAUACCUGC